AUAUUCGCAGUAGCUUGGAAACUUGAUUUGCUAAAGCUAAAAGGGAAGAGGAAAGAAAUCAGUUGCUACAUCUGUACACGCAUUAGUCUAAUAAUAUCAUCAUCUGGACAGUGUUCGAGUAUAAUUAAAGCAUGUCGUUCGAGGAGGAAUUUAAUAAAAGAUUUAAGAAUCUUUAUCCAGAGAAACAAUUAAAUUUAUCUGCAUAUGUAAAGGAAGAUUUACCGGGAGAUUCAAUGGAAGAUUCAACGGAAGUGCAAUACGUCGAAAGAACAAUGUAUAAAAUGAAAAAGGAGCAAAUUUCUGAUAAAGAAGUUGAGAAUAUCUCUACCGAGAAUGCAGCACCUCCACCAGUUUUAUAUAAGGUUACUAAAAAAGAAGUUGAGAAUAUCUCUACCGAGAACGCACCGAAAAAGGAUCAGACAGUAUCUCCACCAUUUUUACCUUCGUAUACCAAGAGCUAUUGUCAAACACAUAUUGAAUCGACUACACUUGAACAUACAUGGAAAAUUGAUCAAUUUAUACAUUUUUCUAAGAUCAAAAAUAUGAUAACGUUUCCGUCGUUUCCAGAAAUAGGUCAAUGCGAGAUUCUAAUGAGUAUUUCACGUCAAAAUAGUUCGCGGAUAAAUGCAAUAAAAUGUUAUAUACUUACUAAUAAUUCAUUUGGUGGUUCAUGUACCACUACGAUAACGUACGAGACAAAUGCGCCGAGACAAUUCAGACAAUAUUUGUCAUCAAACUUUAUUUCAGGUCAUAUAUCCAAUAUGACAUUGUUAAUUGAGUUCUCAGAGAGGUUUUCGUUUAAUCCAACAGAUGCGCUUAUAGUACAUUGCAAGUUUGAAAUUUUUCAUAAUCUGAUAAAUAAAACUAUACGUAUGAAUUUACUGCCUUCGACAGAAGUUUCAAAAGACGUGAUAUGUUCUGAAGAUUCGACUUUUGAUGAGUUUCGGUCCAGAGAUGAGGACUCAAUUAAAUUUAUAGUAGGAAAAGAACAAUAUGUUCUAUUAAAAAAAUCGUUGUGCGCCACCAAUAGUAGUUACUUUAAGAAUAUCUGCCUUACACAUAAGGAAAAAGAAAAAAAUAUGACAAAUGAAUUAGUAACAGAUAAUGAGAUACAAACUUUUAAGCAGAUUUUAAUAUACAUUUUAACUGGCUCAAUAGAACAAUGUGAUUAUAAUAUGUUUAAAGAUAUAUUAAUAGCAGCUCAUACGUAUGAUGUACCAACUUUAAAAUUAAUGUGCGAAAAUUAUUUGCUACGCAAUAUUAUGAUUGAAAAUGCUGUGGAACUUCUACUGUUUGCAUUGUCGGUGAAUGCAAAAUUUUUGGAAACACAUUCGGCGACUUUUAUUAAAUUUCACAUAAAAGAAAUUAUGGACACUGAAACAUUUAAAAGUCUAUCGCGAGAAGAUUCAAAUAAGAUAAUGGAAUUGAUUAAGAAAAAUAAAUUUGAAGUCAGCACACAUAAAUUUUUGUCACCACUUACGACAGAUGAGAUAUUUACAUUGGCUAACAAUUCAGAUAAUAUAGAGUGACAUGAAAAGACGUAUUAAUUUCGUCUUAAUGACGUCUCUAACGUCAUUAAGACGUCUUUAGACGUCAUCUUGCUACCUGGGGAUUGAUUUGUAUAUGAUUGCAGUCUUAAGUAUAAAAUCAUAGAACAUUAUAUAUUUUUCUUAUUUAAUUGAGUAAACAUGUUUUCUUAUCUACCAAUACAGUUCAGUUUUAAGUUUUAUACAGAGUUGUUUGUUCAAAGAGCGACCAUUAAUUACAUGGCGCUAUUCUUUGUCAAAAACUGAGUCGAGAAAUUCUGAACCAUUUUUAUUCUAUGAUGCUCAAUACAGCAGUAAUUAUUAAGUAAAGUCAAUCUAAUCGGUGCCGUUUUUUAGCCUGACAUACGCUCGCCGGGCGUACGCCCAGUUAAAGGAUGGAGCUGAUUGAAAAAGAAUUGACUUUAUUCAAUAUAAUUAUUACUGUAUUGUGCAUUAUAGAAAAAAAAAUGAUUUCGGAUUUUUCGACUUAAUUUUUCAUAAGAAAUAGCGUUAUCUGUAAUUAACUGCCGUUCUUUAAGAAACAGCCUGUAUAUGUAAGAAUUUAUGUGCAAAUGAGUAUUAAUACAAAUUGAAAAUAGUUUUGAUUUGAGUUUAAAUGUACGAAUAAAACUAUUAUUAAUUAUACUUAAUGUAGUUUAGUUGUAAGUUUUUCAAGUCUACAGGUUGAAAAAGAAAUAAGAAUCCUUACAUCUAUGUUAUCUAUAUAUUAAUGUUUUAGUUCAGUACUUGUACAUUACAUAUCUUAUUAAAAAUUUCCAAUCGUUCUUUUAAAUCAUCCUGUGUACAUGUAUAGUACAGUGUUAGAAUCUUUAGCAACUAUCUUUUUCAACGAACAAAUUAUUUUUCAUAAAUUU
Temnothorax curvispinosus is the source of this 2401-nucleotide messenger RNA. RefSeq names its product speckle-type POZ protein B-like. Gene Ontology annotation, biological process: regulation of proteolysis; proteasome-mediated ubiquitin-dependent protein catabolic process. The record is from RefSeq and is a predicted model, not a curated record. Gene Ontology annotation, molecular function: ubiquitin protein ligase binding. NCBI's taxonomy places the organism in Eukaryota, Metazoa, Arthropoda, Insecta, Hymenoptera, Formicidae. Bases 132 to 1529 code for a protein of 465 amino acids. Gene Ontology annotation, cellular component: nucleus; cytoplasm. The transcript is spliced from 3 exons.